Messenger RNA from Setaria italica (foxtail millet), 1054 nucleotides. RefSeq lists its product as uncharacterized. The record is from RefSeq and is a predicted model, not a curated record. Bases 235 to 750 code for a protein of 171 amino acids. The transcript has 2 exons. Lineage: Eukaryota; Viridiplantae; Streptophyta; Magnoliopsida; Poales; Poaceae.
GUCGGCAACGGAUAGACGAUAAGCCUUUGGCAACCGGCUGGUCCCCUACCCCACUCCGCCUUUAAAAACUGGAGCUGCUGCUUCGUUUAGCUACCUUGUCCAUUAGCCUUGUUAGCUGCUGCUGCGUCUACUUAGCCUUGUGCCGCCGCCUGCUCCCAUUGCUGUGCAAGCUUAGGCUCGCUCUAGCUCUUGACUUCUAGUGCAAAGGAGAGGCUAGCUUCCGAGUUUCCAACAAUGGCCGGGGUUGGGAGGAACAUGGUGGCGCCGCUGAUGGUGCUCAACCUGAUCAUGUACCUCGUCGUCAUCGGCUUCGCGAGCUGGAACCUCAACCACUUCAUCAACGGCCAGACCAACUACCCGGGCGUGGCCGGCAACGGCGCGACGUUCUACUUCCUGGUGUUCGCGAUCCUGGCCGGCGUGGUGGGCGCCGCGUCCAAGCUCGCCGGCGUGCACCACGUCCGCGCCUGGAGCCACGACAGCCUCGCCACCAACGCCGCCUCCUCGCUCAUCGCGUGGGCCAUCACCGCGCUUGCAUUCGGGCUGGCGUGCAAGGAGAUCCACAUCGGGGGCCACCGCGGGUGGCGCCUCCGCGUGCUGGAGGCCUUCGUCAUCAUCCUCGCCUUCACGCAGCUGCUCUACGUGCUCAUGCUCCACACCGGACUCUUCGGCGGCAGCGGCGGCUACCGGGACCACGACUACGGCGCCGGCGCUGCCACGGCCGGCGAGCCCAAGAACGCCCCCAGGGUCUGAUGUGAUCUCGCAGCUGUUCCGGCCGGACGCUGCCUAGUACCUGAUGAAGCGUUCGGUCACGCUGCACGAGUAGCGUAACGCUGCAAUAGUACUUUAUAAUGGGUUGUGUGUUGACGUGUGUGUACCUAGUCGGUCGUCUGAUCAUCUCUACUGUUUAGCAGUAAGGUCAUCAGCUCAUCUCUGGAUUGUGCAUGUAUGUCAGUGUCAAAUGUAUCUUGUGGGCCGCCAGUUUCAGCCGGUCAUCAGUGACAUUGGUGAGAUGAGAUUUGUGUUGUUUGGCUCAAUCAAUCUGUCCUUUUUAAGA